Glycine soja is the source of this 2392-nucleotide messenger RNA. Its product is annotated as patellin-3-like. The record is from RefSeq and is a predicted model, not a curated record. The transcript is spliced from 3 exons. The coding region runs from base 233 to 2038 and encodes 601 amino acids. NCBI's taxonomy places the organism in Eukaryota, Viridiplantae, Streptophyta, Magnoliopsida, Fabales, Fabaceae. Gene Ontology annotation, molecular function: lipid binding.
CACAAAGUCGAAACAAAGUGGUGAAUCUGCUGGCACGACAGACUGGUUUCUAAAACAACAACCAUAGCCAAUCAGUGUUUGGUCUCUUUUUCUUUUAGACCCACCCUUUCUCUUCUCUUCCCUUUCAACUUCAACUCAACAACCCUUCCCUUCUCAAACUCAUUCUUGCCUUUCUUUUUGUUCAUACUUUUAUUUUUAUUGCUACUUACUUUCUAUUUCUAUCCAAUCAUCCAUGGCCGAGGAACCCCAAAAACCAGCCUCCGCUGAAGAAGUGGUGCCUGUUCCUGCGGACACGCCACCAACUACCCAAUCUGAAGCUGAAGCUGAAGUUGAAGCAAAUGCAGAAAGCAUCGAAGAAGUGGUGGCGGAAGCAGAGAAGGCCCAGAGUGGUGUAGAAGACAAGAUUUCCCAAUCUGAAGCUGAAGCUGAAGUUGAAGCAAAUGCAAAAAGCAUCGAAGAAGUGGUGGCGGAAGCAGAGAAGGCCCAGAGUGGUGCAGAAGACAAGAUUUCCCAAUCGGUUUCGUUCAAGGAGGAGACCAACGUGGUUGGCGACCUCCCCGAGGCGCAGAGGAAAGCCCUUGAUGAGCUCAAGAGGCUUGUUCAAGAAGCGCUCAACAACCAUGAGCUAACUGCUCCCAAACCAGAACCAGAGAAGAAGAAAACGGAACUCAAAGCACUGGAGAAGAAGGAGGAAGAAGUCUCUGAAGAGAAGAAGGAAGUUGAAGUGACGGAAGAGAAGAAGGAAGCAGAAGUGACGGAGGAGAAGAAGGAAGCAGAAGUGAUAGAAGAGAAGAAGGAAGCAGAAGUGAUAGAAGAGAAGAAGGAAGUUGAUGCGACGGAAGAGAAGAAGGAAGCAGAAGUGAUAGAAGAGAAGAAGGAAGUUGAGGUGACGGAAGAGAAGAAGGAAGCAGAAGUGAUAGAAGAGAAGAAGGAAACAGAAGUGAUAGAAGAGAAGAAGGAAAGAGAAGUCCUAGAAGAAAAGAAGGAAGGUGUUGUUCCUAUUAGUCCAGAGGAAGUUGAGAUAUGGGGAAUUCCCCUGCUUGGGGACGAGAGGAGCGAUGUGAUUCUGCUAAAGUUUCUUCGGGCCAGGGAUUUCAAGGUGAAGGAUGCCUUGAGCAUGCUGAGAAACACGGUGCGUUGGAGAAAGGAAUUCGGAAUCGAGGGUCUUGUCGAGGAAGAUCUUGGAAGUGAUUGGGACAAGGUGGUGUUCAGUCAUGGACACGACAAAGAAGGGCACCCGGUGUACUACAACGUGUUCGGUGAGUUUGAGGACAAGGAGUUGUACAACAAGACAUUUUGGGACGAGGAGAAGAGGAACAAGUUGAUAAGGUGGAUGAUUCAGUCGUUGGAGAAGAGCGUGAGAAGCCUUGACUUCUCUCCGACAGGCAUAUCGACAAUAGUGCAGGUGAACGACCUUAAGAACUCUCCUGGGCUUGGCAAGAGGGAGCUGAGGCAGGCCACCAAUCAGGUCCUUCAAUUGUUUCAGGAUAACUACCCUGAGUUUGUGGCCAAGCAGAUAUUCAUCAAUGUUCCCUGGUGGUACCUUGCCUUUUCUAGGAUGAUCAGCCCCUUCUUCACACAGAGGACCAAGAGCAAAUUUCUCUUUGCUGGCCCAUCCAAAUCUGCUCACACCCUUUUCCAAUAUAUAGCUCCGGAGCUGGUGCCGGUUCAAUAUGGUGGACUUAGCCGAGAGGCUGAACAGGAAUUCACCACUUCUGAUCCUGUCACUGAGGUUACAAUCAAACCCGCGACUAAGCAUGCUGUUGAGUUCCCUGUUUCUGAGAAAAGUCAUGCUGUUUGGGAAAUCCGAGUGGUGGGCUGGGAUGUCAGCUACGGUGCUGAAUUUGUUCCCGGCGCUGAGGAUGGUUACACUGUCAUAGUUCAGAAGAACAGGAAAAUUGGUCCCGCUGAUGAGACCGUUAUUACCAACGCUUUCAAAAUUGGUGAACCUGGCAAGAUUGUACUCACCAUAGAUAACCAAACUUCCAAGAAGAAGAAACUCCUCUACAGGUCCAAGACCAAGCCCAUCCCAGAGUAACUUGAAGCUCAAGAAUAAGGAUUUUACUGUUACUGUUAUAUGUUCAUCAUUAUUACAACAACAAGAACAAGAACAUUGUGCUGUUCAACUUAAUUCUUUCAUACGGGGUGGGGUUCUUUUCUUCAUUUGCUUUAUAAAAUUAUUUUGUUUCAAGUCUGGGGUUGGCCUAUUUCAUUUAAGCUUACGGUAGUUUGCUAUUUGGGUUUUGGAAUUGGAUAAAACCUUUGCUAUUUCAUUAUCGGGACGGGCUUCAUUUGUACAUGAAACAAUUAAUGUCUGUUUGCAUUGUCAUAUACUUUUAUGCCUGUAAAGUUUGUUUAAAUGUGAUCAUCUAUUCCUUAUUCCCCUUUAUAA